AUGACGGCCGUCGAGGGCGUCCCGGCCACGCACCAGGACGACGCCGUCCCGCCGGAGCAGCAGCCCGCCGGCGGCGACACCACUGACACCGAGGUCGACACCACAAACGACAUGCCCGUGGAUGCGCCCGCUGCAGUUGUCGCCAGUGCCGACGACGACGCGGAGAAGGCUGCCCCUGCGAAGCCGUCGGAUGCCGACAUCGACUGGGACCGGCACCCCGAGAACCCGCGCAACUGGCCGGCUUGGAGAAAGACGUUGCAGAUUACAUCCGUAUCGUCCAUGGGCUUCGUCACCUCCAUCGCCACGUCCAUCAUGAGUCCCGCCCGCGUACAGCUCAUGGACGAGUUCGGCGUCGGCAGCACCACCGCCCUCGUGCCCCUCGCCAUGUACGUCUUCGCCCUCGGCUUCGGCCCCGUCAUGGGCGGCCCGCUGUCCGAGACGUUUGGCCGCCGGCCCAUCUACCUGUACGGCAUGCCGCUCGGCGCCCUCUUCACCCUCGGCGCCGGCUUCACGCACAACUUUGGCGCGCUGUGCUUCCUGCGCUUCAUGGCGGGCUUUUGCUGGGCGCCGCUCCUCGCCGUGCCGUCGGCCACCAUCUCGGAGACGUUUGCGCCCAAGACGAGGGGGCCCGUGUCGGCCGUGUUUAUCCUGAUGCCUUUUCUCGGACCGGGACUCGGCCCCGUCAUCGGCUCGUUCCUCGUGAGCCGCAAGGACUGGCGCUGGACGCAGUGGACCCUGCUCUUCAUGGCCAUCUUCUGCAUGCUGCAGACGCCCUUCAACGGCGAGACGUUUGCGCCCAUCAUCCAGCGCCGCAUCGCCAAGCGCCGCGGCGAGGCCGUGCCCCCGCAGGCGCCCCUGACGGCUCGGCUCGGCGCCUUUGCCCGCGUCGGCCUCAUCCGCCCGCUGCACAUGCUCGCGACCGAGCCCAUCGUCACCUUCCUGUGCCUCUACGUGGCCGUCAACUUCGGCAUCCUCUUCAGCUUCUUCGCCGCCGUGCCGUACACCUUCACACUCGUGUACGGCUUCGACCUUGAGCACUCGGGUCUCGUCUUCCUCUCCAUCGUCGUCGGCUGCUUCCUCGGCCUGCUGACCAUCCUGCUGUGCGACGUCCUCAUCUACCGCCCCAGGACGGCGCGACAUCCGCUCCGGCGCAUCCCGCCGGAGAAUCGCCUCUACCCCAUGAUGAUAUCCUGCUUCGGGCUGCCCGUCGGCCUGUUCUGGUUCGCGUGGACCGCGCGCUCCGGCGUGUCGUGGGCGAGCCCCACGGUGGCCAUUGUGCCCUUUGCGUGGGGUAACCUGUGCGUCUUUGUCGGUGCCAUCCAGUACAAGGCGGACACGUACCACGGGAGCGUGAUUGCGAGCGCAGUGAGCGCAAAUAACCUGGCGCGGUACGGCUUCGCCGGCGCGUUUCCCUUGUUUACCAUCCAGAUGUACAAGUCGCUGGGCAUAGGCUGGGCCACGAGCCUGUUGGGAUUCGUCUCCAUCGCUCUGCUCCCGAUUCCUUGGGUGCUGUUCAAGUAUGGUCCCACGAUCCGGGCAAAGAGCAAGUAUGAGACGGUGAGCUACGAUUGAACGAUGCAAUGGCGGGU
Messenger RNA from Purpureocillium takamizusanense, 1589 nucleotides. RefSeq lists its product as uncharacterized. The transcript has 4 exons. Gene Ontology annotation, molecular function: spermidine transmembrane transporter activity; spermine transmembrane transporter activity. The coding region runs from base 1 to 1572 and encodes 523 amino acids. NCBI's taxonomy places the organism in Eukaryota, Fungi, Ascomycota, Sordariomycetes, Hypocreales, Ophiocordycipitaceae. Gene Ontology annotation, biological process: spermine transport; transmembrane transport; spermidine transport. The record is from RefSeq and is a predicted model, not a curated record.